UUCGGUAUAUGCCUCGGUCUUUUUCGUCAUCGAACGACUUUCUCUGGAAUCCCCGCCCCGCUAGGUUCCCUGCGUUGUUAGGGGACUGUAGGAAGAUGGCGGCGGCCCCGCUGUACUGUGUCUGCCGGCAGCCCUACGAUGUAAGCCGGUUUAUGAUCGAAUGUGAUAUUUGUAAGGAUUGGUUUCACGGCAGCUGUGUACAAGUAUUAGAGCAUCAAGCUGUGGACAUUGACCAGUACCACUGUCCCAGCUGUGACAUUUUACACGGACCCUCCCUCAUGAAGAAACGGAAUAACUGGCAUCGACAUGACUAUACUGAGGCUGAGGACGGCAGCAAACCCGUACAGGCUGGGACGUCUGUGUUUGUGCGAGAACUCCAGGCUCGAUCGUUUCCUAGUGCCGAUGAAAUCAUUAUGAAGAUGCAGGGGAGCCAGGUGACACAGAAAUAUCUGGAGAAGCAGGGUUUCGAUUUCCCUAUCAUGGUGCCAACGUUGGAUGGGAUAGGGCUUAAACUACCCCCUCCCUCCUUCUCUGUUAAAGAUGUGGAGCACUAUGUGGGUGGUAAUAAAGUGAUCGACGUCAUUGAUGUGGCCCGACAGGCAGACAGCAAAAUUAAACUCUGUGACUUUGUGGAGUAUUACUACAAACCCUAUCGGCCAAAAGUGUUAAACGUCAUCAGCCUGGAGUUCUCAGACACCAAGAUGGCUGAGUUGGUGGUGGUUCCAGACAUCGCUCAGAAAAUGUCUUGGGUUGAGAACUACUGGCCAGACGACUCUUUCUUCCCAAAGCCUUUUGUACAAAAGUACUGCCUGAUGGGGGUGAAGGACAGUUACACAGACUUCCACAUAGACUUUGGGGGAACAUCUGUCUGGUACCAUGUACUCUGGGGCGAAAAGAUUUUUUACUUGAUAAAGCCAACCAAGGCAAACCUUGCACUAUACGAAGCAUGGAGUUCGUCCCCCAAUCAGAGUGAGGUGUUUUUUGGGGAGAAGGUGGAUAAGUGUUACAAGUGUGUUGUGCAGCAGGGAACAACUCUUUUCAUUCCCACAGGAUGGAUCCAUGCUGUUCUCACCUCUCAGGAUUGCAUGGCUUUUGGGGGGAACUUCCUUCAUAACCUUAAUAUAGGCAUGCAGCUCAGGUGUUAUGAGAUGGAGAGACGACUUAAGACUCCUGAUCUCUUUAAAUUUCCCUACUUCGAGGCUAUCUGCUGGUAUGUGGCCAAGAAUCUGCUGGAAACCCUUAAAGAAUUGAGGGAAGACAGCUGCCAGCCCCCAUACUUUUUGUUAGAGGGAGUGAAAGCUUUAACUACUGCACUGAAAUCUUGGCUAAAGAGAGAGGUAACAGAACCUGCUACUGAGGUUCCUGACCAUAUCAGACCGGGCAAUCUCAUUAAGGAACUUUCAAAGGAAAUCCGCUACCAGGAGGAGGACCAUGGUGGUAGCAAGCCAAUGAAAACUCAGGGAAUGGGAAUCUCGUGCCCGGUGACGCAGUCGACACUGGAGAGAAGCUCCCAAGCAAGAAGGAAUGCUAGGCGACUUAGAGAUCAUGGGAGCAAGGCUCCCUCAAACCUUGAUAUCCUAGAACUGCACACCAGGGAGGUGCUGCGCAGGCUGGAGAUGGCUCCUUGGGAAGAGGAUGUCGUUUACAGCGCCAAGCUAAACAGCAGAUUUAACAAGAUCUUCCAACCCUUGUCCACAGUGCCUGAAAGGAGGAACAAUGACAAUAAUAUUCGCUUGGUGCUUUCUAAGGGGCAAAUUGUCAGAGACAAAAGGCAGUCAGUUAGAGAGGAGAGUCUAUUUACUGGUAACAGUGAUGACGACAGAGGAAUUUCAAAGGAAACCAAGGUGGUGAAGAGCGAGGAGCGCUGGGGAGAGGAAUCUGAACAGGAGAGGACCAGGGAGAGUGAUACAGAGCAGAAGCCGCUCAACAUGUUUUUUGAAUGCGUGAAAUAUGAACUCAGGAAUGGAGCAUCAGGGCACUCAGACAUGUCAGAUUCUGGAACAGAAUCUGAAGACAGUUGUGCUACAAAGCAGAAAUAUUCUUCCGAGGAAGAAUCAGGUAGCUUGGAAGAAGAUGGUGAAGAGGAGACCUCCUCCAAGAGGGAGAUCCAGAGAGGCUCUGGGGGCAUCAUGGACCUGUACCAGGCCAGCCAGAGACUCCGGGACCAAGAGAAACCACUCAAACGAGAACUUCCUACCUUACCAAGUACAGAAGAAGACGCUAUUCAGGGCAUGCUGUCUAUGGCAGGAUUGCUGUAUCCUCAGUGUUUUCCCAGCCAGACAGAGGGGACAUUGAGCUUCCAGGAGCCUUGGGAUUCUAGGGAGCAGUGGUGGUCGAACCCCAGUACCAGAAUUCCAGACUCUGGUUUUCACAGUAGAGAGGAGCCGGUGUAUAAGGAUGAGAGCCAGGGGAACUCUUUAGGAGCGGGACUGUCAGCUGCAGCUCCUAGACUCGACCAUCAGGAUGAAAUGAAAGUGCAGAAACACAUCAGGAAGGAGUGCACAGCAGAGCUGAGCCAGAGAAUCCAGGAGAACAAAAACUUCAUGGACAGUCAGAGCAGCAGCGGCAGUGAUGGCUGGGCUAAUCACAGGCUCUCACUCAGCAAGUUCUCAUCCACCUUUAGUCCUCUCCGUGAUGACGACAGUCCAGAGUUCCAGUACAGCGAGACUUCCCUGUCCCCACCUCUUCACCCGUCCAAGAGACCAGCUUCAAACCCCCCACCCGUCAGCAACCAGGCCACCAAAGGCAAACGUCCGAAGAAAGGCAUGGCAACAGCAAAACAGAGACUGGGGAAGAUCCUGAAGUUGAACAGGCACAGGAGCUUUUUUGUUUAGCAACACUUUUACCACAAGCACAAAGUGUUUGAGAGAGACGCAUGUACUGUAGAAUCACUGCCUGAGGAACAAAGAGUAAAUUACCUUAACUACAUGUUCACGAUUUAGGUGACAGAGUUUUGGAUUUGUGCAAGCAAAGGCAAAGCCACUUAAAUUAAAAUGGCCAAUGUGUUUGGAGAUUCCAGUAUAGCAGAAAGUCAAGGACUAGGAUUGACUGCACAGAUCACAAAGCUGGUCCAGCAAAGGAGAUUACCGGAGAUGUAUCUUGAAAAGGGAGGGGGCAGCCAUGAGAAAUGCUCCCUCUUAAAAGCUAUUUAUUCUAAUUGUAAGACAGAAAAGAGCCAUUACAAGCCAAUCUUUGCGAGUUGCUUAAUCAAGCCAUCAGAUGUCCUAAAGGAAGGUGCGUUUGUAGGUUGUAAGAUUGGAUAUCAUGAUGGGUCCCUCCCUGGUGGAGUCCAAAGUCACUGAUGUUUCAUUCCCUGUCCCCUGCCCUCUCACAUGCUCACCAGCAAUAAUGAAGUUGGAGAAGUGGAUCUCAGUUAGUGUCUUCCAUAAUGCUUACAUUUGUGUCAUCCCUAAACAAAAUGCAAUGAAAGGGGGUGAGGAGGGUUCCUGUUUCUAAUGGUGUUUUUGGUCCCCAUUAAAAAAAAUAUAAUAAUAAUAAUAAUAAUAAUAAUUAUUCCAUGCUGCUACAUCAGGUUUGAAAUAUACUGGUAAUUCAAUGAUGUUUUAGUGAUUGAUUAGCAUUCAUAGGAAAUGGAUUAAGGUGUAGUGCCUCAUGUGUUUGUUUUAUUUAACUUUUGUUUACUUUUAGGGCUAUAACCAGCCUCAAGAUGUCCUUUUUACCUCCCACUGCUGCAGGUAGUAAAUAUGAGCCAAAUAGUGUUCCACAAGCUGAAACUGUGGAAUAUAAACAAACUGCUUUUGAGGGUUCACAGACGAUGAUAGAGACAAAGGAUUUUUUUUUUUAUCGUGGGGCACUGCGCAGAUGUAAUUUUAAAUACAAAUAUGUAAUGACAAGUGUGGUAAUAGUUGAUCAGGAGGUUUAUGCGGGGAUGGAAGGAGAAAAUAAUUUUACAUACAAAUAUUGUAACUUCUGAGAGAUAGUAAUUAUACAUCUGGCAGUGCUGUUAAUGAUUUAAAAACAAGAGAAAAAAAUGAAAUAGUACAAAAUGAAAUAGUAAAUACUUUUGCCUGAAUAGAUAGUGUGCAGAUUUAUAUAGUGAGAAAUGAAAGAAAUCAUUUUCCAGUUUAUUUAUUUGUCAGAAUUUACACCUUUUGGAAUUAGCUAUUUAUUAAAUAAGUUAUGAUGUUUUUUUGUUUUUGUUUUUUUGUUUUUAAUUGAAUGUGCAGGCUUUUCUAUAUUUUUUCUGUUUAGUAAUAAAAACACCUUUAUCUGUUUCCAUCCAGACAGAAACCUGGCUGAAGUUAAAAUUACUGUUUAUUAACCAAAAAUUUAAAAGCACAAGUGUUUUUUAAUUUGAAUGAAAAACAUGAAUCUGCCUAAUGUCACCAGUAUUUUGCUGUGUUUCUUGUAUUUAUACACAUAACAUAUUAUUGUAUAGGAUGCUGUACCAUGCAAGCUGAUACCUUAUGCAAGAGGUCAGAGCAGCUUGUAUCUUACACAGGACCCAAUACGUAUUUUAUAAAAAUGUAUAGUAAAAUCAGAAUAUCUCAUUUUAAUGUGACGUCAUUUCCAUCUGAUGCAAGCCAUUUCAGAUGGCUGUAUCACAUCAGGGUCUACUAUAAUAUUAUAAUUUAAUCUCAAAUAUUUUGGCUUCAGCAGGGUUUUCUCAUGGACCACGUAUUGCUAUGCCUCAAGGGUGCGCAAGGAUUCCAUUGCUAAUGAAAUUUUUUUAUUUAAUCUUAUUUCUAAAUUGGCAGUGUACAUUAAUCUGCCCCAGGCAUCAAUACGCUUGUAUCUUUGUUAUAAUACGUAUUAGACCAGGCAUACCGUGUUGAGUAAUAAUCAGGACAUUUUUUCUUUUUUUGUUCUAAGCUUCUUUGUUUGGCUUAUGUCCGUGCUGUAACCAAUGUAAUAGUUUUACCAGGUUUUACCUGUGCUCAAUAUUACACAGAGUAAACAUUUCUCAAGUCAAAAGAUCCUAACUUUGAACUAUCGAUAAUGUGAGGCAGCAUGGGCUUUAAUGUUAGUGGACCUCACUGUGGCUGCCCAAUCUGUCUUCCAUCAUGGCUGAUUGUUAAUAAAAAGAUGGAAAGUACCGUCGGUGGAAGUGACCUAAGCACAGUUGUUGCUCUUCUUUUACAAUAGAAGAGCUGCCAUCAAAGAUCAUUUAUUUGACUUGAUGAGGACUGUUCGUCAGAUAAUUUGAACACUCAAUAGUGCUAAAUUUAAUAAUAAUAAUAAAUUCAAUGACAAGUGUUUCAACUAGAAGUCUUUUUUUGAUAAGCAGAAAUAAAUUGGAAAAUGUAUAUAAGUAUAUUUUUCAGAAGGUAAACAAAAGGACAGAUUUGUUGAUACCCAAAUAUUUUCUAGUAUAGUGGUGUUAUUUUGUUCAUUUCAAAUUAGCUAUGUUACUAGUCGUGCUAUGAAGUGUCACUCCCUUGUCUUUCGUUUUGGUAGCAUGUAGGGCUUCUGAUUUUCUGUUUUAACUGAUAAACACAGAUAAAACACGGCAGAUACAAAAAAAAAAUACAUAUGUGAAAUCGGUGCAUAAACACAGGAAAAGAAAUGGUCACUCAAUUCCAUGUCCAUACUCAAUAAAUAAAUAACCUGACUAUCUCGCAUUGAUUAGUUCUGAAUACUUUAAACCCACUCCAGCUACUGAGUGGCAGCAAAUUCCUACAUUUCUAUUGGAGGAUUGUACACAAUUAAGAGAUUUAUAACAAGAGUACAAUUAGAAGCAGAGGAGUGUUCUUGCUCGAGAGAUUUAAAGCUGUAUCACAGUUCGAGAGGGAGGAUUUACACACUUGUGGAAUUUAAAACAGAAUUACAAAUUAACUUCAUACAGUAUAUAAAAAGUGAAAGACCUGAAAAUAACAGAUUUCAGGGUAGCCACAUAAAACUCAAAAAUAGCUAAAAAUAAACACAGAAAAACAGAAGCCCUACGUAUGACUGAUAUACAUGUGUGUUUAAAUACUUUGAAAAAUACUUCUCCAGUUUUCAUUAUUAUUAUACUAAUUUUAUAAAGCUGAGGAAAAUAAGUACCCAAAGGAAUACUGCUUUUAUAGUUGCCCAAUUUUGUCAAGAAAAACAUUUUUAGAUGAAGUUUUAUAUGUAUACUUUUUUAUAGUACGAUGAAGAAAAAGCGCUUCAGUCAUGUCAUCAUGAUGCCAUGUGAACUGUGAUAGAAGCACAACUAUUCUAAGAAAUGAGGGCUACAUUUUUACUUGUGCUAAGAGCCAAAUAAGUUCUGUGUGGAGUGAGAAUUGCCUGCAUUACCGUAGCAAAAUAAAUAAAUAAAGCCCAAUGAAAAAUACACUGUUAUACAUUAAACCCCAGUUAUGUCUUACAAAAAAGCCAAUGCCACUUAACUGUUACUUCAGGGGAUAUAUUAGUAGAGCAAAUGCUGUAGACUUCCCAGAUUCAAAUAUGUGUCGUACUGUCUGCUGUGUGUUGUUUUGGGUGGUGGUAAGUUUAAAUUGUUUUUAUCUUAUGCGCUCAUGUUUCUAGAAUCGGAAGACAUAGGUAAAGUAGUUCCACCUUCAGAUACAGUGCUCCUCUUUAUAUCGCUGUAGUCGGGAGCCAUAGUUAAGAGACCGUGCUGUUUGUGUUCCACCUUAUAACGCAAAUACUAGUAUUAGUGUAAUGGCAUUAUGGGACAAAUGGGAGCCAUGAUCGUACACCUUAUAACCUGUUUCUGCAGUAUAAAGGGCUGCCAUAUACACAGGGAAUACUGUAUUAUGUACAUAAAGUGCAUAUAGCAACAAAUUACAUUUAUGAUUGCUAUCUUUCUGAACGGUUCUGGUUGGUUAAUCUAAAAGGCUACCAUAGACUGCUUCCAUACUUUACCAUGUUUUAUCAAUGCAGAAAUGACAGUUUAAGUCAUACAAUGGCUUUUGUCACUACAUAUACUUUAAUGUUCCAGUUGGUGACCCUGUGUAAUAGCCGUGCAACACAUCAAUUAACUGGUUCUGCACUGAAAUCAAUCAAUUAAUCUGCAUUUGCCCAUGUCCAGUGACUUAAUACACCCUAUACUGUAUGCAUGCACAUAUUAUAUGUGUAAUAAAAACAAAAAAUAAGCACAAUUUAGUUGAAGAGAAAGCCAUCUCAACAGGGCUGUUAAAGAAAACCCUGGAGCAUUUAACCUGAAAACAUUAAAAACUACCUAUGCAACUUUCUACCACUACAAGGGAGGGUGGGUUAAAAUAGCAUAACAAUAUGAGUUUCUAUCUUUUAAAUUAACUUCUGUCCAUUGUACUUUCCUAUAGUACUUUGGGUUCUCCAAUACUAUUACUAAAGACAACAAAUUAGAUUUUUCUCAAAAGAAAAACAUUUUAUAUAUGAGUUAACUAAACCCAUCUAUGUUGAGACCCAUCAUUGUUGAGACUGCAAGUACACACGCAUAUACAGCAAUCCAAGCACUAAUUGGUAUAAACAAUAUUUUUGUUAAAAUAUGGGUAAUAUUACAUUAUUAUGGUCUAGAAAAGUACGAAUUAUUUAUUUUGACUAACUAUAACCACAAUAAGUAAAAUUUAAACUAAAAGUAAAAAUUCUAUUAAUGCAUUGCUAUACAUGUAUAUGUGCACCGAAAAUGCUUAUAGAUGACCUCCGUGGCAUCUACUUGACACCUUGCUGUCAGUGCCUGGAAAGCAGUUGCCCAUUGUCUAGGUGCAGAGAGACCUGUAAUAAUUCUACAGUGCCUUUCAUGUGUUUCACUAAUAAUCGUUGCCUGGAUUGUUCCACUCCCAAGUGAAAUUAGAACCCCCUUGAUGGGCACAAAUGGGGAGAGUGGCUGGGAUUAAAUUGAGAGGGGACCUCACUGCAUGUCUGUCUUGACCUCUGAUACCCAGCUCAAAUAUAACUUGCAUCUUUUCAUUGCUAAGCAUUAAAACCACUGCACUGAAGUGCUGAACCACCCUGCCAGCUUUGUCUUUCUGGUCUUGAAUUUAUCUUUGUGGUCACUAACACUAAUUGAUUUUUUUUCUUGCCACAGUAAGCUAUUUUCCUAUACACCUUGGUCACAUAUUUUGGUGAAAUAAAUGUACUUCAAUAUUUGGCCUGCAGGCAGGGUAUGUAUUAUUCAGUAGUGUAAAUUGUACAGUAUUUAUUUGGCCUUUUUUUUCCUUUUUUUGUGGUUUGUGUUAAGCAUUAUGUAUCUAACAUUUUGCAAGAAAAAAAAUCAGAAUGGUUUUCUGAAAAUGUGAUUUGAUGUUUUAAGGGUAUUUUGAUAUCUUGCUAUGAUUUGAAAAAAAUGGAUGUCUUCUAGAUCUUGUGACUUUGUUAUUCAUUGCAGUGCAGCUCUGGAUUUUUUUCUGUUUUUGAAAAUCGCCAUGUAAAUAUUAAAAAAAAAAAAAAAAAAAGAUUUCUUAGAUUUAAAUGUUUCUUUGCAAUUUUGUUUUGGUUCUCAUUUAUUACAUUCCACAUCACAAAGUCGCAACAAAAAAUAUGUAAUAUAUACAAUCUAUAUAAAAAUCACUACACAACAUUUUCAGGAAGUUGGGCACUGUUUAAGCGAAGCAUUUCAGAAUGUGUGUUUGCCUUUUUUCUGUCCCAUGAGAUUCUGGCUCGCUCUAAAGCAGCACAACACAUUUUAGUCCCAGAUGGCUUUCCAUCAGAUCUGGUUUGUUUACUUUGCUGUCAAAAACUUAGAGGCUCAAGAGCUGCUGUGUUGAUCCCGUAUUUUUGUUUAUAUAUAAAAAACAUAUUAAAUCUCACAUAUCACAUGG
This is a messenger RNA of Acipenser ruthenus (sterlet), 8684 nucleotides long. Its product is annotated as lysine-specific demethylase 7B-like. The coding region runs from base 9 to 2834 and encodes 941 amino acids. The record is from RefSeq and is a predicted model, not a curated record. Gene Ontology annotation, biological process: regulation of transcription by RNA polymerase II; protein demethylation. The transcript has 20 exons. NCBI's taxonomy places the organism in Eukaryota, Metazoa, Chordata, Actinopteri, Acipenseriformes, Acipenseridae. Gene Ontology annotation, molecular function: histone demethylase activity; transcription coregulator activity.